GUUACGUCCUGAACUACCGGAGAGACGCUCAUGUUCACGCUCACACUCACACUACUCGUCAACUGUCUGUCCUGACAAGACUGAGACAUCAGACGUCCGCGGGAAAUAUGGACCUUGAGAGGAAAAGAAAAAUGAAGGAGCAAUGUGCCCUGAGGAAGGACAUCAUCAAAGAGUUCCUGGCAGAAUUUCUGGGGAUAUUCGUAUUAAUACUCUUUGGAUGUGGCUCGGUGGCCCAGACGGUGCUGAGUAAGGGAGCUCUGGGAGAACCCCUGACCAUCCACAUCGGCUUCACUCUGGGGGUGAUGAUGGCCGUCUACGUGGCUGGGGGAGUUUCAGGGGCUCAUGUGAACCCAGCAGUCUCCCUGGCCAUGGUGGUCCUGGGCAAGCUGCCUAUAAAGAAGUUCCCUGUCUACGUGGCAGCACAGUUCCUGGGUGCCUUCGCUGGAUCUUGUGCUGUCUAUGGGUUGUAUUAUGAUGCCUUAAUGGAACACACAGGAGGAGUUAUGCAAGUUACUGGCGUCAAUGCCACAGCUAAUAUAUGGGCAUCCUACCCUGCCAAGCACAUCUCAGUCCUUGGAGGAUUCGUAGACCAGGUGAUAGGAACAGCUGCCUUGAUCCUGUGCAUUCUGGCCAUUAUUGAUGGGAAGAACAUUGGAGCUCCUAAAGGGAUGGAGCCACUGUGCAUUGGCCUGAUCAUCAUGGCCAUCGGAGURUCCAUGGGACUCAACUGUGGCUAUCCCAUCAACCCUGCCAGAGACCUGGGCCCAAGGCUCUUCACUGCUGUGGCCGGAUGGGGCAUGGAGGUGUUCCGUGCUGGAGGCUGCUGGUGGUGGAUCCCAGUAGCGGGGCCCAUGGUGGGAGGAGUGGUGGGGGCCGCCGUUUACUUCCUGUUCAUCGAGCUGCACCAUUCCGAGCCUGAGAAACAGGGGGAGAACAACGUCAAGGACAAAUAUGAGAUGGUCACCCUGAGUUAGACAGAAAGGCCAUGAGCCUCAAUGGUACUGAGGCUUGGCAGCUUCCUACCCCUUUAACCCUCAACAGGCUAAACAUUCACCUCAAUGAGGCCACACUUGACACAACCUUCUCCGCUUGCACUAGAGUCAUUUCCUCUGUCUAAGGGACCUGAGGUCAGGUCAGUCUCUGCACUCUCAUGGACAGGUCCGUGCCAGUUGAGCCAACACAUAAAAAACACAAACACGUAUGUAAUGUUAAAUUCACAAUCACAAGCUGAGAUCUCAGGCAUGUUUACUAGCCCAUGACAUCAUCAACAUCAGGUGUUCAGACUAUCCAUUCUACUCUGAGGAUAGUUCCUGAGUACAGUGAUUUUUAAGAAUUUAUAUUGCAUUUCUUGUAUAGGGCUACUUUUCACUGCAGGAGGAAUUUUCCAAGUUUGAAACCGUCUCAAUAUUUUCUCUUUCAGGCAGAGGCAAUGGUAAAUGUUAUUAACAACAUCAAUGGUAAAUGUUAUUAACAACAUCAAUGGUAAAUGUUAUUAACAACAUCAAUGGUAAAUGUUAUUAAAAACAUCAAUGGUAAAUGUUAUUAACAACAU
Salvelinus sp. IW2-2015 is the source of this 1552-nucleotide messenger RNA. RefSeq names its product aquaporin-9. Gene Ontology annotation, molecular function: glycerol channel activity; water channel activity; urea transmembrane transporter activity. Gene Ontology annotation, biological process: glycerol transmembrane transport; water transport. Gene Ontology annotation, cellular component: plasma membrane; basolateral plasma membrane. The record is from RefSeq and is a predicted model, not a curated record. Lineage: Eukaryota; Metazoa; Chordata; Actinopteri; Salmoniformes; Salmonidae.